Messenger RNA from Dovyalis caffra, 1518 nucleotides. NCBI's taxonomy places the organism in Eukaryota, Viridiplantae, Streptophyta, Magnoliopsida, Malpighiales, Salicaceae. The record is from the annotation of a GenBank genome assembly.
AUGGAUACCUUGUUUAGGCUAGUUAGUCUCCAACAACAAUCUGAGCAAUCUUUGAACUCUACAAGCAGAACCUCUAGUAGCUCUAGAUCAUCAAGACAAAACAACAACAACCAUCAUCAUCACUACCAACAAGAAGACGAAGAAUGCUUCAACUUUUUCAUGGAUGAGGAAGACUUCUCUUCGUCUUCUUCGAAGCACUACUAUCCUUAUCACCAUCAACAACAUGCCACCACCACUACUCCUACAACGACUACCACUAACACUAGCACCCCUUCUCCUUACCAGGCCCUUGAUUCCGCUGACUUCUCUUUCUCCCCUUCUCGUGACCUAAACUUUGAGUUUUCCGGCAAGUGGGCCACCGAUAUCCUCCUUGAAACUGCUCGUGCCAUCGCGGAUAAAAACAGCGCGCGUGUCCAGCAAUUGAUGUGGAUGCUCAAUGAACUUGCCUCACCUUAUGGUGACACAGACCAAAAACUUGCUUCUUAUUUUCUCCAAGCUUUGUUUAGCCGCAUGAUCGACUCCGGCGAGAGAUGUUACCGUACUUUAGCUUCAGCAUCAGACAAAACUUGCUCUUUUGAGUCCACAAGGAAAAUGGUAUUAAAGUUCCAAGAGGUGAGUCCUUGGACAACUUUUGGUCACGUAUCUUGUAAUGGCGCAAUUAUGGAAGCAUUUGAAGGCGAAAGCAAAUUGCAUAUUAUUGAUAUUAGUAACACAUAUUGUACCCAAUGGCCUACUUUGCUCGAAGCCCUAGCAACUCGCACCGAUGAGACUCCACACUUGAGGUUAACCACUGUAGUGGCCACCAAGAGUAGCGGCGGUGAUCAUAAUGGUGCAACUAGUUCAGGAGGUUUGGCUGCAGCUCAGAAGGUAAUGAAAGAAAUCGGUAACAGAAUGGAAAAAUUUGCGAGGCUCAUGGGAGUCCCAUUUAAGUUUAAUGUUAUCCACCAUGCUGGCGAUUUAUGUGACCUAGACUUAGCUGGAUUGGAUGUUAAAGAUGAUGAGGCUCUUGCCAUCAACUGUGUGGGUACUUUACACUCAAUCACUCCACUUUCUAAUCGCCGAGAUUAUUUUAUAUCAAGUUUUAGAAGAUUGCAACCAAGAAUCAUUACUGUUGUUGAAGAAGAAGCUGAUCUUGAUGGGCUGCAGGAUUUUGUUAAGGGUUUUCAAGAAUGCUUAAGAUGGUUUAGGGUUUACUUUGAAUCAUUGGAAGAGAGCUUUCCAAGAACCAGUAACGAACAGUUGAUGCUUGAAAGAGCAGCAGGCCGUGCCAUCGUUGACUUGGUGGCGUGUCCUCCGUCCGAUUCGAUCGAAAGGCGGGAAACAGCCACGCGCUGGUCCGGACGCUUUAAUUCAUAUGGUUUUAGCUCGGUAAUGUUCAGUGAUGAGGUGUGUGAUGAUGUACGCGCCUUGCUGAGGAGGUACAAGGAGGGUUGGUCAAUGACACAGUCCGGGGAUGCCGGAAUAUUCUUGUGCUGGAAGGAGCAGCCGGUGGUAUGGGCUAGUGCAUGGAGGCCUUGA